Messenger RNA from Manduca sexta (tobacco hornworm), 1617 nucleotides. Its product is annotated as phenoloxidase-activating enzyme. The transcript is spliced from 8 exons. Gene Ontology annotation, biological process: proteolysis. Bases 60 to 1382 code for a protein of 440 amino acids. NCBI's taxonomy places the organism in Eukaryota, Metazoa, Arthropoda, Insecta, Lepidoptera, Sphingidae. The record is from RefSeq and is a predicted model, not a curated record. Gene Ontology annotation, molecular function: serine-type endopeptidase activity.
CAUCCUUUCUUACAAGUCAGAGGAAACCGGUCGUAGCAGGCGACAGACGUGUAUUGAUAAUGUAUUUUGCUCUUUUGUUAUGUGUUGGGAUAGCGAGUGUGCAUGCAGAACCAUGUACUUCACCUAAUAAUGAGAAGGGCACGUGUAAAUCUCUGUACGAAUGUGAUCUCCUGCGAGGGAUAGUUGGGAAGGCAAACCGAACUUCUUUAGAUGAGCAUUUCUUGAGGAAGUCCAAAUGUGGAUACGAUGGGGAUAUACCAAAGGUCUGCUGCCCUGAUACAGACAAGUUGACAUGCGUCACGGCCGACGCCAAUGAUGGACAGUGCAUCAACAUUCGAGCAUGUCCCGUGCUUUUAGAAAUGUUGAAGGAACCAAAUGAUACUACUAAAGUGGAAUACCUUAAGAAUUCUCUUUGCCCCGGGCCCGAAGACCCUAGCGUGUGCUGUGGGCCGGCGCCGCAGCUACAAGAGCCAGUGUACGAGCAGUGCGAAGCGAAGGUAUCAGCGCUGCCGCCCGACCCCGACAGCGACUGCUGCGGCGUCGAUAGCAGUGUAGGAAACAAGAUUGUAGGUGGUAAAGUUACCACAAUCGAUCAAUAUCCGUGGCUGGUGGUGAUCGAAUACGUCAAGUCGUUCGAGAAGAACAAACUGUUGUGUGGCGGCGCUCUUAUCAGCGGCAAAUACGUCCUGACAGCUGCCCAUUGCGUCAGAGGACCUAUACUUAAUCGCGGGACACCUAAAUACGUCCGUCUCGGAGAGUAUAACGUCACAAAUGACGGGCGUGAUUGCGUCAAGUCUGACUACGGCGACGAUGAUUGUACUGAUGAGAUGAUCCUUGCCCCCAUUGAGAAGAUGAUACCGCAUCCGGGAUACACCGGGCUGGACAAUGAAAGGAGACACGAUAUAGCUUUGAUACGGCUCAAGAUCUAUGCUCCUUAUACCGACUUCAUCCGUCCAAUUUGCCUGCCGAAGAUCGAUUAUUUGCUGUCGCCGCCCGCGGACUUCUCAUUUUACGUCGCGGGCUGGGGAAGGGCUUACCAAGACCUCAAACAGGGAAUAUAUCGGAACAGUGACGUCAAGAAACAUGUUGUGAUGCCUUAUAUUGAUAGAGCCGUGUGUCAAGCAGCCAUUCGCACAUUAAACGGACUUGAAGGUAUAACCUUCGAAGAGGUACACAUUUGCGCCGGUGGGGUCAAGGGUAAUUCCUCCUGCAGAGGUGAUUCUGGAGGACCCAUGAUGUAUGAGAAUAAACAACUUAGAAAAUACGAAGCAAUUGGAAUCGUCUCUGCUGGUUCUCUUAACUGCGGGCGGGAAGGCAUACCCACCGUGUUUACAUAUGUUUAUAAAUAUCUGCCAUGGAUUAAAGCGAAUAUUACUCCUUAAACUUUCGUUUUAAAAAACGUAUAUUAAAAUUUAAUCUGAAUUUAAAUAAUGUUUAUAAUACUUAAUUUAAAAUAUGAACAGUUAUCAAAGGUUCUGAAAGUGCGAAAAAAGUUUUUAAUUUUCUUGGUUAGGCUACAAAACUGAAAGAUAAGACUGAACCUAAAAAUUGUAAAUAACAAAAUAUUUCAUUAUUGUUUACAAUGACAUUAAUAAAGCUACAUUCUGUAUUUGAUGA